AUGUCAGAUAGUACUGUUAUUUCUGCAGCACUUCCUACUCAAAAGGAUUUGACUAACUCUGAAGCCAUCAUGGAAAUUUUAAAGAAGGAAAAUAGAUUCCCAUCAGAUGAAGAAAAUAAGAAAAGAGAAGAAGUUCUUGCAAAAUUGGAUGGCAUUAUUAAAGGAUGGGUUAAACAAGUGUGCCUGAAACAGGGUUUGUCUGAGGAAUUUGUAUCAUCAGCUGGAUCCAAGUUGGUAACUUUUGGUUCCUUCCGUUUGGGAGUACAUGGUCCUGGUGCGGAUAUUGAUACAUUGUGCAUUGUUCCUAACAUGGUUGAAAAACACCACUGUUUUACAGAUUUGCAUGAUAUUUUAAAACUAAGACCUGAAAUUGCAGAACUUAAACCAGUUCCAGAUGCAUAUGUACCUUUGAUUACCAUGGUUUUUGAUGGUGUAGAAAUUGACUUGUUGUUUGCUAGAUUAUCUAGAACUGUUAUUCCUGCUGAUUUGGAUAUUUUGGAUGAAUCAAAUUUGAAAGAUGCAGAUGAUGAAACUCAACGUAGUUUGAACGGUCCUCGUGUUGCUGAUCAAAUUUUGAAACUAGUUCCAAAUCAAGAAAAUUUCAGAACUACCUUGAGAUGUAUUAAAUUGUGGGCAACCAGAAGAGCAAUUUAUGGUAACAUUGUAGGAUAUUUGGGAGGUGUUGCUUAUGCCAUUUUAACAGCAAAGAUUUGUCAAAUGUAUCCAAAUGCUGCCCCUUCAACACUGUUAACAAAAUUCUUUACCGUCUACCAACAAUGGAACUGGGGAAAGGUACCUGUAUUAUUAAGACCAAUCGAGGAAGGAACUCUUAAUUUUAAAGUUUGGAAUCCAAAGCUUAAUCCAAGAGAUAAACAACACUUAAUGCCAAUCAUUACACCAUCAUAUCCAUGUAUGAAUUCCACAUUUAACGUUUCAAAAACAACUUUAAAGGAUAUGAAGAAUGAAUUUGAAAGAGGAGCAUCUAUUACACAAAAGGCAGAGAAUGGACUUGAAAAUUGGGAAACUUUAUUUGAAGCAACAGACUUCUUUGUAAGAUAUAGUAAUUACUUACAAGUUGAAAUUAAUACAUCAAACGAGGUUGACCACCUUAAAUGGAUUGGUUUCAUUCAAUCUAAAGUAAGAUUUCUUAUUCCAAAGUUAGAAGCAGUUCCUGGAUUAACGAUCCAUAUUUAUCCAGACUAUUUCCACAAUAACCAAGGAGGAGCUUUUUCUUCAUAUUUUUAUAUAGGAUUAGAAUAUAAACAAACCAAACCAGGAGAAGGAUCAGUAGUAAAUCUUGCAUCUUGUAUCGCUGAAUUUGAGGAAUUACUUACUUGGCCAGAUAAGAAUGAAAAUAUGGAAAAACCAAAGAUUCAACCAAUCAAGAGAAAUGCAAUUCCAGAAUUUGUUAUUUCAAAGAAGAAAAAGAAGGAACUCAUGAAAAAGAAUAAGGCACAAAAGAGAAAGGCAGAACAAGACGACGAAAAGAACAAACCAAGUGAAGAAACGGAAGCUACUGCAACAGCCACAACUUCGACAGAUGGAACUACAGAGAAUGGUGAGUCCGCAGCAAAGAAGGCAAAGGUAGACGAAACUCCAGCAGUAAAGAGAGAACAUAAGGUUGAACUUUUAUUGGGUGAUGACGAUGACGAUUUACUUGCUUUGUACUCAAAAAAAUAA
This is a messenger RNA of Naegleria gruberi, 1680 nucleotides long. RefSeq lists its product as uncharacterized. Gene Ontology annotation, cellular component: nucleus. The record is from RefSeq and is a predicted model, not a curated record. NCBI's taxonomy places the organism in Eukaryota, Heterolobosea, Eutetramitea, Acrasida, Naegleriidae. The coding region runs from base 1 to 1680 and encodes 559 amino acids. The transcript is spliced from 3 exons. Gene Ontology annotation, molecular function: poly(A) RNA polymerase activity; RNA binding.